This is a messenger RNA of Phaethon lepturus (White-tailed tropicbird), 416 nucleotides long. RefSeq names its product KN motif and ankyrin repeat domain-containing protein 3-like. The transcript has 4 exons. Gene Ontology annotation, biological process: negative regulation of actin filament polymerization. The record is from RefSeq and is a predicted model, not a curated record. Gene Ontology annotation, cellular component: cytoplasm; cytoskeleton. Gene Ontology annotation, molecular function: protein binding. The annotation marks the transcript as partial. Lineage: Eukaryota; Metazoa; Chordata; Aves; Phaethontiformes; Phaethontidae.
GGGUCUGUAAUGUGGACCACCAGAACAAAGCUGGCUACACAGCUCUCAUGCUGGCUGCGCUGGCAGCUGUCGAGCAGGAAGAUGACAUGAAUGUGGUCAGGAGGCUUUUCAGCAUGGGCAAUGUCAACGCCAAGGCCAGCCAGCACGGCCGGCAGGAGAUGGUGGAAGCCCUGCUUGCCUGCGGAGCUGACGUGAACCUGCAGGACGAGGAGGGCUCAACCGCACUGAUGUGCGCCUGUGAGCACGGCCGCAUGGAGACGGUGAAGCUGCUGCUGGCUCAGCCCACCUGCGACAUCUCCAUCGUGGACAGCGAUGGUAACAAUGCAGUCGCCAUUGCACUGGAGGCUGGCCACAGCAACAUCGCUGUGCUCCUCUACGCCCACCUCAACGGCACGAAGGCACAGCUGCCUGACUAA